Molecule: messenger RNA, 1282 nt
Organism: Chanos chanos (milkfish)
Lineage: Eukaryota; Metazoa; Chordata; Actinopteri; Gonorynchiformes; Chanidae
Gene: pak1ip1
Product: PAK1 interacting protein 1
Exons: 10
Coding region: 194-1282 (362 amino acids)
Molecular function (GO): protein binding
Source: RefSeq, a predicted model, not a curated record
ACACGCGGAUGGGAUUCUGGUUAAGAACUGUGUUAUUAAUUGUUUGUUAAUUUCGUCUGGAUGUUUUUACACGGUUCAAAUAGUGUAAGACGCUUUUAGUAUCAUAGAGGAGUCAGUGUCACUGUAUAAAUUUUCCUUCCUUUCUGUUAUUGAACAUUCGGCAGCGACACGUGAGUAAUACGGACGCAGAGAAAUGCUGGUGGAACUGAUCACUGGAAGUUACGAACAGAUAGCAUUUGGUUAUCGAGUAUGUCCUGGAGAAAAGGAAUGGACAUUAACGCCAGUUUUUACACAUCACGCACACACAGCCUCGUUGUCUUCAGUGGCGUCCAGUGAGCGGUUUAUCGCUACGGGGAGUAAGGAUGAAACCAUUCAGCUUUAUGACAUGAAGAAGAGAACUGAACAUGGGUCUUUACUGCACCACGAUGGUUCCAUCUCAUGUUUGCAGUUUUAUGGCACCUCCCAUCUUCUGAGUGGGGGGGAAGACGGCUUACUGUGUGUCUGGAGCACUAAGAAGUGGGAAUGCCUCAAAUCCAUCAAAGCUCACAAAGGCUCUUUAACUGCACUGUCUGUCCACCCGUCCGGCAAACUUGCACUCUCUGUGGGAACAGAUAAGACACUGAGAACUUGGAAUCUAAUUGAUGGAAGGUCAGCUUUCAUCAAAAACAUAAAACAAAAUGCACACAUCGUGCUGUGGUCUCCUGAGGGCAGUAAGUAUGUGGUGGUGAUCAAUGAGAAAGUAGACGUCUACAGCCUUGACACAGCCUCUGUGAUCAGCACCAUCAGAAACCCAAAGAGAAUCUCAACCAUUAAGUUCCUGAAGGAGAACCUGCUCGCUGUGGCAGGGGAUGAGGAGACUGUCAGAAUAUAUGAUCUGACAUCACAGAAGUGUGUGUGUGAAUUCACAGCCCAUGAGACCAGAGUGAAAGCCAUCGACAGCUUCACCACAGAAGAUACCUGUGUCGUUGUGACGGCAUCAAAUGAUGGAUUCAUUAAGUUGUGGAAAGUCAAUCUUGAGGUCUUGGAUCCCCCAGUGCUGCUUGGUCAGGUGAAUACGACAGCCAGGCUGACGUGUCUGUCUGUUUGGCAGUCCACAGCAGAGCUGAAGGACUCAGGAGAACACACAGGACAAGCAACAACUUCGCAGGUGUCUGAAGAUGCUUCUCAGCUCUCUAAGAAGAAGAGAAUGCAUAUCUCAUCUGAGGAGGUGGUUCUACAGGAAGACAGUGGCUCCAAACCUGAAAAAAAGCAAGGGAAGAAGAAGAAGCAGAAAGUGCAAUAA